Cooperia oncophora is the source of this 738-nucleotide messenger RNA. The record is from the annotation of a GenBank genome assembly. NCBI's taxonomy places the organism in Eukaryota, Metazoa, Nematoda, Chromadorea, Rhabditida, Trichostrongylidae.
AUGUUGUGCAUCGCGGUCGUCUGUUUCGCUUUGGCGUCAAGUGUUUCUGCAGCGUUCACUGACAUGAACUGCACCAACGGCGACGCCACAGCAACAGCGUUCAUUGCAUCUGCAACCGCAUGCGAUGACAAGUACGCAGCAACAACGUGUGCAACACUUUUCGGUACUGCCGUUGUAGCAGGAUCGACAACGGACAGAGACGCGAAAUGUCUAACGGACGAAGAUGUGAAGGCGUUAGCCAUUGCCAACCCACGAGUGAAGUGUUCGACCGUAACACCUGCUCAGUGCAGAGAUCCCACGUGGAGACCGAUCCUUGCCCAAGACUGCCCAAAUGUCUGCGGAUUGUGUCUUGACGGAGGAUGCGUCGAUACAGUAAUCGAAUGUAAAAAUGACCCUUCUAUCUGCAGACAAGUCGACAUGCAAUCUUUCGUCAAGGUGAAACUUCGAUUCCUUUUAUCUUACAAUCAUCUACAAUUUGAAAGUGAACAUGUGAUCGCGGAAAUUGUCUACGGUAUUAUUCUUCAGACGAACUGCAUGAGGACCUGUGGAUAUUGUCCCGCAGCGGUCACGACAGCUGCAGCUGUAGUUGCAGUCACUACAGCUGCCAGUGCAUCCAGCACGUGCUCUGACUCAAGUUCGAGUUGUGCCACAUGGGUGGCGAACGGAUUCUGUGCCAACGCAUUCUACACAACUGCCCAGAAGAGGUCUUACUGUGGCAGGUCAUGCGGUCUCUGCUAA